CUCUCUAUCCGCCCUCUUUUUCCAUUCUAUUCGACCUACAAUAGCCCCUAGACGGUCUUCAGUGCCAAGCGGGUUCAUUCAGCUACCCUCGGGCUCCUCUUCCUUCCCAAGAUUUGUGGUUAUUGUACUUUUCGCGGUUGCAGUUAGUGCAGACUUGGGCAAUGGGAAUUUUGAAGAAAAAUUUAUGUUUCAUUAACUGGUGGAGAUAGGGGUGUAUCGGGAUGAAUUUUACCUUUUGAAAAAUUCAGUAACGUAACGUUUUUCAAUUCAAUAUUUAUUUUAUAAUAUUUAAACUUAAGCCUUUAUUUUUUUCCUCAAUUAUAGCCAAGAAAAACAGCGCAGGAAACGGUCCGGUAAUUUUUACAUUAAUUUUCCGGGAAAAAAAACAGAUUUUUUCCGUAUAAUAUUAAAUAUAGCGAAAUCGAUCAUUUUUUGCCGUUUACAUGAAACAUGGCUCUUUAAUAGUGACCCAUAAACAAUCUCCGAAUACCAUAGCCACCGCAAGAAAGUGUGAAGGAAAAAAUUCAUGAAAAAGGCCCGACCGACUUUUUCCACUAGCUAGAUAUAGACACGUUAUGAUAUGCCCCGAGGAGGGGUGACUUUUUAUCACAAGCGUGACUCAGGUUCACCGACUGUGUCUUUACCGCCUCGGCACAGGCCACAGAGUCAACAAAAAAAAAUGUUCUUUUUCAUUCGUUUUGAGGGGACCAUUGAUGCUUGUUGUGACGAGUCGUGCUUUAGGGGUGAGUUUUUGUAUGUCUAACCGUGACCUUACACUAGACUCUACACCUUGAUGUCGAUAUCAGAGCAUGAAUGAAAGGAAUGCAAAUGUUCCCAGAAGGUCGAAGAAUUUUUUAAAUUAAUUGUUUAUUAGUUUUUUUUUAUUGGGGGCUACUGAUGAUUUUUAGAAAAUAAUUUUUUCCUCCAAUCUUUUAAAAGGAGGAGAAGUUGCCUUGAGCCUUUAGUUAAUGAGAAUAACGCUUUUAAUUUCCAGCGAUCGUUUACGCGUUCGAAAUAAAUUAAUUUUUUCCAGUCUAAAAUCACAGAGUUUAUUAUAGAUAUAAAUCGAGGAGACCAUAAAGCUAACGACAUCCCAGGUUGAAUUGGUGUCCUUUUGUUUUGCCUUGGAACACACACAGUGAAUAUGUUGACAUUUUAAAUUGAAUGACUGUUGUCUCAUGUUGACGAGCAAUGGGAACAUUCAAACGUGCCCCUCGGACCAUUAAUUAAAAUUCUCACUCAUUCGAUCCUCAUAUAUUCCGAUUUUCAGUUAAUUAACUUUCUGCGGGAGAUAAAAAAAUACCAUUUAUCAAAUUGAGGGACCUUUUUGUCUUCUUAGAGAGGAGUUAUCGGGGUGGGCUUCAUAAUUAUGUGGAAUGAUUAGUGUUUUCAAUACUGAGAAAAUAAUCAUAGAAAGACAUAUCAAUCAUUACAUUAUUUGAUCAUCGUUACACUGGAUUUUUUUUAGAAAUUAACGUAAAAUAUUGAAAAGUAAAACAUAUCUCUUGGCGCCAAACCUCCGUCAAUUUUCCUCGCACCUUUGUCCAACCUCCCCAAGGAUGCACUUGGCCUCCCUCUCCCCCUCCUCGCGCUCACAUACACCCUCCCACAUUCCCCUUCUUCACCCCUCCGUUAUCCGCAAAAUUUCCCCUACCACUGGCGUCAAACGCCUCGCUGGUUACUUCUGGUUCAACGUAUCCAAGUGGAUGUGGUACGACACAGACCAGACUCCCCCGUUCCGAAUACCAACGACAAUGGCCGAAGCUUCACGAACAGCAGUUCGAAUACCGGCUCCCGCGUCAGUGUACUAACCGCAUUCGCGGUCCACGGUUCACGAUAUUAUUUCCGGGCGCGAGUGCGUGACUGUAUAGUAAAUGAUUUUUUUUUCCUUUCGUUCGCCUUUAAUUAUUAUCAUUAUACGUAUUUACGAUUGUGUGGAGCAUCUAGCGACUCACAUGACACCCUGCGAUUGCGUGAAAUAGAAAAAAAAAUUGAUUUUUUUUUACAUGGUAGGGUAGAAAAAAUAGGAGCGAUUUUUUUUUGCUUUGAAUUUUUUCAUUUCACCUUUUUAAAAAAAUGAUUCUGAGAUUCUCGAAUCUCCCGCUGUUGUUGACUAGUCGCUCCGGGACUGUGCACGUGUUAAGAUACAUGAAGAACUGAAAAAUUUUAAUUUUGUGUUUUUUUUUUUAAUAAUUCGGAAAAUGUGAAGGGACUCCGUGAUAUUUGACGAUUAAAUUGUGCAAUAAGUGGGGAUGAUCGAUAUAUUCUAGUCAAGUGUAUAAAAAAAAUAGAGGAUUACAUGAACGACUGAUAUAAUUUAUUAAUUGAAAGACUGUUUUCCGUAAUAAACCGAAUUGUCACGUGGCAACUGGAGAGGUCAUAGGCUGAAUAUACCGACAAAUCGUCACUAACACAGUGUGAUUAAUAUUUUAUUUUAAGUUUUAAUAAAUUCACUCGGAAUUCCUUUGUGAUUGAGUCAUCGAGUUCGGUACGAGUGUAAACAAAACAUUCAAUCCAGUGGUAUCACUGCGCGCGGUAAUCCACCAGUGUUUACGUAUUUCGCGAGUGACUGAAUCCUUAAAAAUCGAACUUAUCGACAUGAAUCACUCUACAGUGGUGUAAAUAAUAAAAUUGAGGGUUUCGUACUGCCUCAAGGUAUCGAGAGAAAAUUCCAAGAAGUCACCUAAAAGUUUACUCCCUCAAAACAAGUGAUUAAAUCACGGGCAAUGAUCAAGAAUCAUCGAAUCACUGAAUUGAGAGACAGAGAAAUGUCAUGAGACAUUGCAAAAAUUAUUGAGAGGUUCGGAAAAAAAUCUUUUUGUGCAAUAAAAGUGAAGUGACAAUUUUUCGAGUAAAUAUUCAUCUUCUUGACUUUAUCAAGUGCUGGUUCACGAAAAACUACAUGUGAUGAUGACAAUGAUGGGGGAGUCAGCACCCUAGAGUGAAUUGAGUGAUUUUUUGUUUUUUUUUUUCUGUGAGUUUUUGGUGUUUGUGAGGGCUAUUGAACUCUAGUGGGAAGGGGAGGAAAAAGGGGAAUAGUGAAGUUUCGACGAGAUAUGUAUCCCUGGUACAGGGAGAGCGUCGCAGCGGCAGCGGCUGCGGGACUCGGUGGGCCUGUUGGUGUCGUUGGCACUGGAUUCUGCUCUACAGCACCUGGACAGGGUGGUACCACUAUUAAAACUGAGAGCGGCUACUCGGACUGUAUGUUGGCGCUAGAUUACGUGCAGAGCAAGUAUCCCUCAAAUUUGUAUUUUCAGAAGGCAUCCUUUGCCUGGUCAGAGGGUGGCGACGAAGGCGGUGGGGGUGGAAAUGGUACCGGUGGCACUGGUGCAGCGGUCACUGGCUCGUCAACACCCGGUAGUGGUGGCGGUGGUUUGGCACACUGGGUCAGUGUCAUGGCUGAACACAUACACAAUCCGCAUUCCGCUGGCAAUGUCGGUGGUGUUCAUCAUCAGCAACAGUCACCACCACAACCACCUUAUCCCUGGAACAAUGGGCUCUCCAGUGAUCAAUGCAAUCCACAUGAAAAGGAUGCAGAUUACUGGGGCACUGGACGUGGUACUAAGCAGGGAUACGAGCAUUUCCUGUUGCAGGCCAAGAUGAAUGCCGACCACGGACAAAUUCAGAAAGGUGAAGAACAGUAUCGGGGCACUGGGGGUGGUAGUAGCAGUGGUAGUCCACCGGCGAGUCUUCUAGUUGUACCCCAACCCCUGACAGUGAAGCCCUCGCAUCCGUCGCAUCUAAAUCCUCACCUGGGCGGUCCGCACUCACAUCCACCGAGGAAAUAUCAGUGCAAGAUGUGUCCACAAAUAUUCGGCAGUAAAGCGGAUCUCCAAUUACACACACAAAUACACAUGAGGGAGGCAAAGCCCUACAAGUGUACGCAAUGCUCAAAAGCAUUUGCAAAUUCAUCGUAUCUAUCACAACAUACACGUAUACAUCUUGGUAUAAAACCAUACCGCUGUGAAAUAUGUCAACGUAAAUUUACCCAGUUAAGUCAUCUACAGCAGCACAUACGUACACACACUGGUGAUAAACCAUACAAAUGCCGUCAUCCUGGUUGUACUAAGGCAUUCAGUCAACUGAGUAACCUGCAGAGUCACUCACGCUGCCAUCAGACUGACAAACCAUACAAGUGCAAUUCGUGUUACAAGUGUUUCUCUGAUGAGCCAAGUUUACUUGAACACAUACCAAAGCACAAAGAGUCUAAACAUUUGAAAACCCAUAUAUGCCAGUACUGCGGCAAAAGUUAUACCCAGGAAACUUAUUUGGCUAAGCAUAUGCAAAAACAUGCUGAAAGAACGGACAAAAGACCACCGAUAAUAGGUACAGGAUUGAGGCCAUCGAUUCAUGCUAUGGCAGCACAUCAUCAAGAUCCACAUCAUUAUUGGCCAAAAGUUAGUCCUGAUUCAGUGAUUAGUGAAUUACACGAUAGAUUACCACAUCAUCAUGCUGCAGCAGCGGCCGCCGCUGAUUAUCAUCAAAAUCAAAACAAUGAUAUGUUGUUACCGUCCCACGGGGGUCAUCGGGGUGAUGCCAAUAUUGAAAAUGAUUCGAGGCAACAAACACCACAGCCACCUGGCAAUCAUCAUCCCAAUAGUAGUUCAGCUUUUACUCCAAUUUCAUCAAUAUCUAUAAAUUCCAUAUCCUCGAUGCAACAUCCAUUGAAUCCAUUGAAUCAUCUCCAUUAUCCCGGCAGUCAUCAUCCAGCGUCGAGGCCGUAUCUCUACGAGGCUUUCAAUUCUCAAAAAUCAUCGCCAACGUCUAGCUCUGGAGUAACAUCAGGUACAACGACCAAUCAAAAUACAACGUCGUUUCCUAAUCAAUUGAUUAGUUUACAUCAGAUUAGAAAUUAUGCUCAUCAACCCAAUCUUGGUAAUCUUGGUAAUCUUGGUAAUUUAAGUAAUCUCAGUAAUUUGGGUAAUUUGAGCGCUUCUAUGGAGGGUCAUACAUUGUUAGGUGGACUCAAAGACAAACAGUGAAUGAAGAGAUGAAAGGGGGAAAAUAAUGAACGAAAAUGUUGAUCAAUUAUUUUGCUUAUCCCUUUGUACUCUUUAUUUUUCUGUUAUGGUUUAUUUAAUUUCUCAUUAGGGAGGCGAAAAAUGAAAAAAAUGUAAAGGGAAAGUCUGGCUCUGAAACUUCUUUGAAAAUUGAGGAGAAAAACAAGAUGAAAUUUUUUUUUUUUUCUAAAGAAAAAAAUGUUUGAUAUGCCUCCAAGGCCUUUUUCUUAUCCACUGGUGAACUUUUCAGUUAAAAGUCGAGUGCAUGGGAGAAAAAGUUCUCUUUUUUUUUUAAGUUUUUUCUCUCAAUUUUUUUAGUAAAAAUUUAACCGAGUUACGGAGCCUGAUUGUUCUUCCUGGAUAUUAUAAUUAGAAAACGAGAUAACUGAUGUACUUAUUCGCGAUUUCUGCAGAAUGAAAAAUCCUGGGCGUUUUUUAUUUUUCAUUCGUCGGUAGGAAAAAAAUCUGUUAUGUUUAAGGAUUUUUACAAUCUGUGAUUAAGUGGAAUAAUGGGGAAGAUAAAUUCAUAUUGAAUGUCACCAAUUUUAUUUUUCAAUUUUCGGUUCUUCACAUUCAAAUGAGAAUCUACAGAUUAUUGUAUUUCACAUUUUUGUUUAUUCUACUCAAUUACAGAGAUAAAAACGAUAGGAGGGAAAUUAAAUAAUAAAAGAAAAUACACAAAUUGAAGCACGUACACACUCCACGAGGGCACAAAUCGCGAGAAUGUUUUGUUAGAUACAAGAGAGCGAAAGAGAGAAUGAGAGAGUAAAUAUUUGGAGAGAAAGAGAAUAGAAUAGGUUACGAUGGUGCCACAAAAAAAGGGACAAAUUGGAAAUGAAUUAAAAAAAUAAGAAAAACACAUGGAUGUGAGAGAUGUGUUGACUGCAUAAGAGAAAGAAAAAAAAAGUAAGUGGUAGAGAAACUUCUUUGUACAUAGCUAUUAUAUAAAUAUAUAUAAAUAAAAUAUAUAUUAUUAAUUAUUAAUAUUAUUAAUUAUUAAUUAAUAUUUGGUAGGUGUGUAAGGUGGAUUUAAAAGAAGAAAUUAUGAAAUAGACUUAACGAAAUGGAAAAUAAUAAUAAUAACGGAGAAAAAAAAAUUAUUCUAUGUACCUUGUCCGAGGAAAAGUGAGAAGAGGGGAGGAUAACUGACGCUGUCCAGCAUUUUUUUUCUUAAUUUGUUUUCUCUUUUUCUUUUUAAUUUGUUUUUCAUUUUCAACCGAUAUUUUUUACUGCUCUAGGAAAACUAUAUGCGAACAAAGAUGAGAUGAAAAUAUUGUGAUUUUAAAGAUUAAAAGAUUCCCUGCACUUCUGCAUUCAUUUUUCAUUCCAAAUUAAAAAUUGGAAUUUUUUUUAAACCAAAUUGUACUUUUUUUUUAACGCAAAAUACUAUUCAUUCGAUAGUCAUUCACACGAGCGAGAUAAUUUUUUAGAUGGGAAAAAAAAUGAAUGGAUUAUCAAUCGAAAUGAAAGAAAGAAACGAAAACUGUAGAUAAUUUCUUGUUACGGCGCGAACUCGAGAACAGCCAUAUUGAAGAUCAAUGAAUACGUCAAUUUGUGCUCAAAGAUGUCCUUCAAAAUCAUCGAAAAAUAAUCAUUAUCAUUUAUUCCCUUUCUUUUACUCGAUAACGACACGAAUAAUCAUCGGAUAAUCGGUCAAUUAUUUGUCACUAAAUGUUUUAAAACUCUAAGUGAUUCACCAUUUUCAAUAUGGCCGAUGGAAAUAUGUAAAUAUUUUAAUCUCGAGUGCGUCGCCCCAUCUGUGCUCAAGUUGUUUAACUUAGUUUGUUAUUAAGAAAGUAAUGAUAUUCUACCAAUUAUAACGAAUUAAUUGUAAUCGCUCCUUUGGUUUCCUCGAUAAUUUAAUGAUAAAAAAAUCAUUGAAAAAUAUUCAUUCACAUUUUGUUUCUAUUUUAAAUUGAACGAAAGUGAUAUAUAAAACUUGACAAAAUAAAGACACAUUAUAAUGGAUGAGACAGUUAAUUUUUACGUGUACAAGGGACAGAGUGAACGUUCGAGUGCUAGUUAAUUUUUUUAAAAAAUGAGUUUAGAACAAAUACAAAAAAAUGUUCAAUUUACUUUCUUUUAUGGGGAACAAAUAAACAAAAAUUAUGAAGAAAAAUUAUGUUACGGGAAACCGGACCUCGCGCUUUAAUUGUGAUUUUUUUUCUGUCUAUUCUUAGUUUUCAUUAAUUAUUAUUAUAAUAUGAUUUUCGUUUAAUAAACUAUCCCGUUUAAAAAAUCCUAA
This is a messenger RNA of Diachasmimorpha longicaudata, 7245 nucleotides long. RefSeq names its product zinc finger protein rotund-like. Gene Ontology annotation, cellular component: transcription regulator complex; PcG protein complex; chromatin. Gene Ontology annotation, molecular function: RNA polymerase II cis-regulatory region sequence-specific DNA binding; DNA-binding transcription factor activity, RNA polymerase II-specific. The transcript is spliced from 6 exons. The coding region runs from base 3057 to 4982 and encodes 641 amino acids. Lineage: Eukaryota; Metazoa; Arthropoda; Insecta; Hymenoptera; Braconidae. Gene Ontology annotation, biological process: regulation of transcription by RNA polymerase II. The record is from RefSeq and is a predicted model, not a curated record.